Messenger RNA from Eimeria maxima, 1086 nucleotides. Its product is annotated as phosphatase, putative. Gene Ontology annotation, molecular function: phosphatase activity. The transcript has 2 exons. The record is from RefSeq and is a predicted model, not a curated record. NCBI's taxonomy places the organism in Eukaryota, Apicomplexa, Conoidasida, Eucoccidiorida, Eimeriidae. Gene Ontology annotation, biological process: dephosphorylation. Gene Ontology annotation, cellular component: nucleus. Bases 1 to 1086 code for a protein of 361 amino acids.
AUGGGUUUCCUUUCACACAUGCGCCGCGAAAAGCGGAGCUGUGACGGCAGCAGCAGCUUCUGCUGCAGCAAGAGUGAGGCGGACUCGGAGUGCAGCAGCCUUCGCCAAGACAUCUUUGACACUCUGCAACACAAUCAGCAGCAGCUGCUUCCGACCCCUUCUUAUGCACUUGACCAGUGGAGUUUCCCCUCUAGCCGCAGUGGGCUGCGCAACAACAACAACUACAACAACAGCAACAGCAACCGCCUCUUCUCGCGACUUGCUACCCACGGCGCAGCCUUCCCAGCAGAGGCUCCUCGUUCAACUGGUCGCUGCGUUAGCGGGACAACUCCUCUGUCUCGCCAAGAUAAUUCUGUUGCUGGAGCAGGAACAGCAUCAGCUAUGGUAUCGCCACAUGGGCAGAGGUGCCUUCAGCUUGGGCAAAAUUCGGCGGUGCCCUGCUGUUGCUGCAGCGACAGCAGCACGCACAGCGGCGGCAGCAACGAGCUGUCCCGGGGCCGCUGGUGCGCGGGCGCAUGCUCUUCGGGUUUCCUAUUGCAGCAGCAGCAGCAGCACACAACGAAGCAGUCAGCGCAGCCUCUACCUGCAGGCAUGGUGUUGAACGUGCCGACGCUUAUCGAGUCUCGGGGGGUCAAGUGCUUGAUUCUGGAUGCUCCGACAAACGACAACCUCCAGGCUUACCUGGCACAGUUGGUUCAAGUGGGGGUGACAGAUUUGGUGCGCACGUGCCCGCCGACUUAUGACGAGGGGCCUGUAGUGUUGGCAGGCAUCCGAGUGCACGACUUGACCUUCCCCGACGGCGAGGCACCUCCAGCUGAAGUCAUUGCGCGCUGGAGGGCCCUCGCAGCGCAGGCGAAGGCAGAGGGGGGCGUACUCGCCGUACACUGCGUAGCAGGACUUGGCAGAGGACCCGUCCUCGUUGCUGUUUCCCUGAUCGACAGCGGGUUUGAAGCUGAAGAGGCCGUCAACUUCAUCCGCUCACGCAGAAAAGGGGCGAUUAACAGGCGACAGCUGGCCUUCCUCCACAACUACCGGCGCCACGCCGUGGCGUCCCGCCGGUGCAUGCGGAAGUGCACUAUCAUGUGA